UUUCUUUUAAUAUGGGGAAGAAACAAAAAGAAUUUACUCAAUCUAAGGAUGAGCGUAUGAUGAUAACAAUUGGAGAAAUAAUUCAAGAAUUAUUAAAUGCAUAUGAAAAAAAUAAAGAUGUUGAUUUAAAUAAGUUAAAAACUCAAAUCUCUUCUAAAUAUGGUUUAUCUACAUCACCUAGAUUAGUUGAUAUUAUCGCUGCUGUACCAUAUGAUGUAAGACAUCUUCUGUUACCAAAACUCAAAGCAAAGCCUAUUAGGACAGCUAGUGGUGUUGCAGUUGUUGCUGUUAUGUGUAAGCCUCAUAGGUGUCCGCAUAUUAAUAUGACAGGAAAUAUUUGUGUUUAUUGUCCUGGUGGGCCAGAUUCAGAUUUUGAAUAUUCUACUCAAUCUUAUACUGGAUAUGAGCCAACGUCAAUGAGAGCAAUACGUGCUCGUUAUGAUCCAUUUUUACAGACUAGACAUAGAAUUGAUCAGUUAAAGCAAUUAGGUCAUAGCGUGGAUAAAGUAGAAUUUAUUGUUAUGGGAGGAACAUUUAUGUCUUUGCCAGAAGAUUAUAGAGAUUACUUUAUUCGAAAUUUGCACGAUGCUUUAUCAGGACAUAAGAGUAACAGUGUAGCAGAAGCUGUAAAAUAUUCAGAGCGAAGUCGAAGUAAAUGUAUAGGUAUUACAAUUGAAACUCGACCAGAUUAUUGUCUCAAAAAACAUCUAUCGGACAUGUUAAACUAUGGUUGUACUCGACUUGAAAUUGGCGUACAAUCUGUAUAUGAAGAUGUAGCACGAGAUACCAAUAGAGGCCAUACAGUUCGUGCAGUUUGUGAAAGUUUUCAGUUAUCUAAGGAUGCUGGCUUUAAAGUAAUAGCACAUAUGAUGCCAGACUUACCUAAUGUUGAAUUAGAUAGAGAUAUCGAACAAUUUAUUGAAUUUUUUGAAAAUCCAAAUUUUAGAGCAGAUGGUUUAAAAAUUUAUCCAACUUUAGUCAUUAGAGGUACUGGUUUAUAUGAAUUGUGGAAAAGUGGAAGAUAUAAAAGUUAUCCACCGAGAGUACUUGUUGAUCUUAUAGCGCAAAUUUUAGCUCUCGUUCCACCAUGGACGCGGGUAUAUCGAGUACAGAGAGAUAUACCAAUGCCUUUAGUAAGUUCUGGUGUAGAACACGGUAAUUUACGCGAAUUAGCUUUAGAAAGAAUGCAAGAGUUAGGUGUUACUUGUAGAGAUAUAAGAACAAGAGAAGUUGGAAUUCAAGAAAUACAUAAUAAGAUUAAGCCUCACGAAAUUGAAUUAAUUCGUAGGGAUUAUGUUGCUAAUAAUGGAUGGGAAACAUUUUUAUCUUAUGAAGACCCUUCACAAGAUAUUUUAAUUGCAAUGUUAAGACUUAGGAAGUGCUCGAAGGACCAGUUUAGAGCUGAAUUGAAAGAUCAUUGCUCGGUUGUACGAGAACUUCAUGUAUAUGGAAGUGUAGUACCAGUAAAUGCUCAUGAUUUAUCAAAAUUUCAACAUCAGGGUUAUGGUAUGCUUUUAAUGGAAGAAGCUGAAAGGAUUGCAAAAGAAGAACAUGUAGCAUCAAGACUUGCUGUAAUUUCAGGUGUUGGGACUAGAAAUUAUUAUAGAAAAAUGGGUUAUCAAUUAGAUGGACCUUAUAUGUCUAAACUUUUGAAAUGAAUUCUUUUUAUUUGAAUG
Molecule: messenger RNA, 1676 nt
Organism: Ceratosolen solmsi marchali
Lineage: Eukaryota; Metazoa; Arthropoda; Insecta; Hymenoptera; Agaonidae
Gene: Elp3
Product: elongator complex protein 3
Exons: 9
Coding region: 12-1658 (548 amino acids)
Biological process (GO): tRNA wobble base 5-methoxycarbonylmethyl-2-thiouridinylation
Cellular component (GO): nucleus; cytoplasm; elongator holoenzyme complex
Molecular function (GO): acyltransferase activity, transferring groups other than amino-acyl groups; iron-sulfur cluster binding
Source: RefSeq, a predicted model, not a curated record